CACGAAUCUUGGUUGGGUUGAACUAUGACGCGGCACAGGUAUCUUUUGAGAACCUUUGGCAGUCAACAUUGCAACCCUAAAGCUACCUUUGCCAUGUUGCCCGCUGCGCAAUGAAAUUCAGGUGACGUUCGGGGAAUUGAGUGAACAGGGAGCUUGGCGGCAUUCCAUCUCUUUGAGGCAGAGGGGAGAAUAGCCUUGCGCCACGUGGGGACAAUGUAGCAUUGAGUUAGAGAGAAAACGUGACCAAAACUACUCCAGUCGGGAGUAUGCAGGCCGCAGGAGCCUGCAGCCAGAGCGACCCAGGUAUAAAUCGCACCAUCUGGGAAGGUUCGUGGAGCCCCUAUAGACUCCUGGGCCAGAGCGGGCGCACUCCGAUGUUCCAUUGCGGCUACCAGGCCGUGUAAAUGAUCUCUAGCAGGUUCUCUGGGGAUAUUGAAGUCGACGCGUCCCAUGGCCAAAUGGAGUCUUCUGGCCUGCUUCCACGCAAGCUCAACUCCGCUCGCACUUUUGACAAAUGAAGCGUCAUAUACGCGCCCGGGCUUCAUCGACAGGCGGUGGGUAGUUUUACUCGGUCAACGGAGUGGGGUGCUGCUAAAGAGCGAUGCUGCGCUGACCCCUGUCGUUACGCAGCCCCUGUCCGCUGCCGGCGAUAGAUUGAUGCUAGCCGGGCAUCACCCAUCCACCCAUGGCCCGGUCGAAGGGCUUCCACCUGCUAGGCGCUCUCAAUGGCCGCCUCUCAUUGCCCAAUCGAGGUUGCCAAGAGCAGCUGUCUGCUGCCCGGAAGACCUUAUAGUAUCAAAUUUUUCCUAG
Messenger RNA from Lindgomyces ingoldianus, 810 nucleotides. RefSeq lists its product as uncharacterized. Lineage: Eukaryota; Fungi; Ascomycota; Dothideomycetes; Pleosporales; Lindgomycetaceae. Bases 451 to 810 code for a protein of 119 amino acids. The transcript has 5 exons. The record is from RefSeq and is a predicted model, not a curated record.